Messenger RNA from Rhineura floridana, 5842 nucleotides. It is a transcript of the gene CEMIP, whose product is annotated as cell migration inducing hyaluronidase 1. Lineage: Eukaryota; Metazoa; Chordata; Lepidosauria; Squamata; Rhineuridae. Bases 275 to 4336 code for a protein of 1353 amino acids. The record is from RefSeq and is a predicted model, not a curated record. The transcript is spliced from 29 exons.
AGCGCUCCACGGAGAGCAUUUGGGGUCCGGAGCACCCGUCUAAAAUAAAUAAAUAACAUUCAAAAUACAUCACCCACCCAUCCCGCUUCGAAAAGGAGCAUCGGCGAUCGCCAGCGGAAGAACCCUUCGAGAGGUCUUGAGGAAGGGGAGAAAAAGAGGGGGGAGAAAAAUAAGUGUUUGUUGCAAAAGGGCUCAGUCAAAGCGUGCGCCUUGUCUAGCAGAUAGAUCUUCAGAAGACAAGGGAUAUCUUCAAAGAACAUUUUAAUAUCCAAAAAUGUUCUUGGUCAUCAAUUUUGUUUCCCUGAUAUAUAUGCUCCCUGCUGCAUGUAUGGCACGAGCAGUCUCAUCCUGUCCUGACUUGGAUCCGGAGCUGGAACUCUGGAACCCUGGGCAUAAUGAAGAUAACUGGGUGAACAUCAGUCAAGGCCAAAAGUUCCUGCUAGCAUCUUCUGCCACAGUCCAUUCCAUCAUCAUCACAAGUGGAGGAAAGCUAGUGAUUAAGGACAACACAAACCCUAUUGUUUUGCGCACUCGACAUAUUUUGAUUGAAAAUGAUGGAGGGCUUCAUGUUGGGAGUGAGAACUGUCCUUUCCGGAGCAACCUGACAAUCAUCUUGUAUGGACGCGCUGAUGAUGGCAGCCAGCCAGAUGGCUACUUUGGGCAGAAGUAUAUUGGCGUGAUCAGUGGUGGGACUCUUGAGGUCCACGGUGAAAAAAAGCUAUCGUGGACUUUCCUAAACAAGACUCUGAAUCCAGGUGGCUUGCAGGAAGGAGGCUAUUACUUUGAACGAAGCUGGGGACAUCGCGGGAUCAUUGUCCAUGUCAUUGAUCCAAAGACAGGAUCAGUUAUCCAUUCUGAUAGAUUUGACACCUACAAACUCAAAAGCGAAAGCAUCCGCUUUGUGCGAUAUUUGAACGCUGUUGGCGAUGGCAUGAUCCUGUCGGUUGCGGUGAAUGAUGAAGGCUCCAAAAACGUGGAUGAUUCUGCCAGGAAAGCAAUGACCAAACUGGGCAGCAAGCAUUUCCUCCACCUUGGAUUUCGGCAUCCUUGGAGCUUUAUUACAGUAAAAGGGAUCCCAUCCUCUUCUGUUGAAGACCACAUAGAAUACCACGGACACAGAGGCUCAGCCAUCGCCAAAGUAUUCAAACUGUUCCAAGCAGAGAAUGGAGAGCAUUUCAAUGUGUCUUCAACCAGUGAGUGGGUUCAAGAUGUUGAAUGGACUGAAUUCCUUGAGAAGCCUGAAAAAGCAAAAUCCAAAGAUGGAGAGAGACUUUCAGACUUCAGAGCUGCUCACCCUGAAGUCUGUGAUCACCCCAUUGAUAUCCAGGCAGUCACACUUGAUGGAGUGAAACUGACAACAGAGGUUCUCUACAAAAGCGGCCGUGAUUAUAGGUUUUUUUGCCGCGGCCCUGGACAGACUACUGGAGGCUGCCAUAACUACAGAGUGCGCUUCUUAUGUGGCAAACCUGUGAGACCCAAGCUUACAGUAAUGGUUGAUACCAAUGUAAACAGCACCAUCUUGAGAUUGGCCGAUAAUGUGCAAUCGUGGAAGGUUGGAGAUAAGAUUGUUGUGGCCAGUACAGAUUAUUCCAUGUAUCAAGCUGAAGAAUUCCAGAUCUUGCCAUGCAGAGCCUGUGGGCCCAAUGAAGUCAAAGUGGCAGGAAAAGCAACGUAUCUUCACAUGGGAGAGGUGGUUGAUGAGGUUGACAUGAGGGCCGAAGUAGGCCUGCUCAGCCGCAACAUUGUGGUGAUAGGAGAGAUGGCAGACAGAUGCUACAGUUACAACAGUGAUCUGUGUUCCUUCUUUGAUUUUGACACCUUUGGCGGCCAUAUCAAGAUUGGUCUUGGCUUUAAAGCUGUGCAUAUGGAAGGGGUGGAGCUGAAACACAUGGGCCAGCAGUCACUGGGACACUACCCAAUCCACUUCCACAUGUCCAGAGACGUGGAUGAGAAGGGAGGCUACGACCCUCCUACCUACGUGAAAGACAUUGCCAUCCACCAUGCCUUUUCUCGUUGCGUCACAGUCCAUGGCUCCAAUGGUUUGCUGGUCAAGGAUGUUGUUGGUUAUGACACCUUGGGGCACUGCUUUUUUACUGAAGAUGGUCCCGAGGUGCGCAAUACUUUUGAUCACUGCCUUGGACUUUUGGUGAAACCGAGCACAUUGCUCCCAUCUGACCGGGACACAAGAAUGUGCAAGACUAUUACAGAAGGAGCUUACCCAGGAUACACCCCUAAACCUAGACAAGAUUGCAAUGCCGUCUCCACCUUCUGGCUGGCCAACCCACACAACAACCUUAUAAACUGUGCAGCUGCAGGAUCUGAAGAAACUGGGUUUUGGUUUGUUUUACAUCACGUACCGACGGGACUCUCUGCAGGAAUGUACCCCCCUGGCUACUCCGAGCACAUUCCAAUGGGAAUGUUCUAUAACAACCGGGCACAUUCUAACUAUCGAGCUGGAAUGAUCAUAGAUAAUGGAGUUAAAACAACACCAGCGUCUGCCAAGGACAAAAGGCCCAUCCUGACCUUGAUUGCGGGGAGGUACAGCCCACAUAAAGACGCCGACCCUUUGAAGCCCAGAGAACCUGCUAUCAUUCAACGCUUUAUUGCUUACAAGAACCAGGACCAUGGAGCCUGGCUGAGGGGAGGAGAUGUGUGGUUGGACGACUGCCAGUUUGCUGACAAUGGCAUUGGACUCACUUUGGCUAGUGGUGGAACCUUCCCACACGAUGAUGGAUCAAAACAAGAAAUAAAAAACAGCCUCUUUGUAGGUGAAAGUGGAAACCUGGGGACCGAAACUAUGGACAACAAUGUCUGGGGGCCUGGGGGCCUGGACCACAGCGGACGGACUCUUCCCAUUGGCCAGAAUUUCCCUAUUAGAGGCAUUCAAUUUUAUGACGGGCCAAUCAAUGUCCAGAACUGCACCUUCCGGAAGUUUGCGGCCUUGGAAGGCCGCCACACCAGUGCCCUAGCAUUCCGCCUGAACAACGCUUGGCAGAGUUGCCCCAACAACAACGUCACAAGCAUAUUCUUUGAGGAUGUCCCGUUAACCUCUAGAGUGUUUUUUGGAGAACCAGGACCUUGGUUCAACGGGCUGGAUAUGGAUGGGGAUAAAACAUCCGUUUUCCAUGAUGUAGAUGGCUCUGUGUCCGAGUAUCCUGGGUCGUAUCUUAUAAAGGAAGAUAACUGGCUGAUCAGGCAUCCAGACUGCAUCGAUGUCCCUGACUGGAGGGGUUCUAUCUGCAGUGGACGAUAUGCACAGGUGUACAUUCAAGCCUACAAAUCGGCCAACCUGAGGAUGAAAAUAAUCAAAAAUGACUUCUAUACACAUCCCCUGUACUUGGAGGGGGCUCUCAGCAAAAGCACCCACUACCAGCAAUACCAGCCUGUGAUCACUCUACACAAAGGCUACACUAUCCAUUGGGACAAGACCGCUCCUGAGGAACUGGUUGUCUGGCUCAUUAACUUCAACAAGAAUGACUGGAUCCAAGUUGGGCUUUGUUAUCCGAAAGGGACAACUUUCUCCAUUCUCUCUGACAUCCAUGAUCGCCUUUUGAAGAAAACCAACAAAACUGGGACAUUCUACCAGGCACUUCAGAUGGACAAGCUUGAGUAUCGAUAUCCUUCCAAAGGAUACUACUAUUGGGAUGAGGACACUGGGUUACUGUUUCUCAAGUUAAAGGCUCAGCAUGAAAAAGAACCUUUCGCCUUCUGCUCCAUCAGAGGCUGUGAGCGAAUCAGGAUCAAAGCAAACAUCCCCAAGAAAGCAGGGACCAGUGACUGCCAAGCAAAGGCUUAUCCAAAAUAUGCAGAGAAACCUUUGGUGGACGUUCCGAUGCCUAAAAAGCUGCCGAGCACACAUUUGAACAAAAAGGACCAUUUUGUGGAACUGAAGCUUGACAGCUACAAGACCAAAUACUUCCAUCUCAGGGGUGAUUUUGCAUAUAUCUCAGUUGAUGGCAGGAAGUUUUAUCUUUCUGAUGAUGGCAUCCAAGUAGUUGUGAUUGACGGGCACGAUGGGAAAGUUGUUGAUCGGAUGAAUUUCAGAAACUCCAUUCUACAAGGAAUCCCGGCACAGAUAGACAACUAUGUCAACAACAUCCGGGAAAAUUCUAUAGUAGUGAUGACAUCAAAAGGAAGGCUCGUUUCAAAAGGCCCGUGGACUAAUGUCCUGGAGAAACUUGGAGCAGAGAAGGGCUUUAAAUUGAAAGAUAAAAUGGCUUUUGUUGGUUACAAGGGCAGCUUCCGGCCAUUCUGGGUAAAACUGAAGACGGAUGACACUGCAGUGAGGAUUUUCCAAGCUCUGCCAGUUCCAGUGGUAAAGAAAAUGAAAUUGUGAGGAAUUGUCUUUCUGCUCCUUAGCACAUCCUCAACAGAGAAUGCAUCAGGGCCCAUGACACACUCAAGAUGUAAUAUAUUUUGUUGAUGUACAUAAAAUAAAUCUUAUUGUGAAUGAGUUGAAUGGCCACAUCAGACAACCAACAUUCCUUAAGUAGUCUAGGAUGCAGUUUGUUGAUCUAUGUGUUAGUAAUAGGUCUGUUGUUGUCCUCUCACAAACUUAUUUGGGGUAUGAGAGUUUGUUUCACAUCCUGUUGCCUCUGUGUAGGGCAAUGGUCUCCUUCGUCCGUAGGGGUCUCGUGUUGUGAAUCAGUGGACAUGUACAAAGUGCUCCUUCUCUAGUCUCAACUUUCUAGUACUCAUCUCGAAUGUUCAGACAUCUACUCAGGAAAAAAAACACACAUGCACUUCUAAGUUGAGAUCCUGGCUAUGUAUAUAUGAGCAUGUAAGCUGAAGUUAGUAUUAGAUGGAUGGCAAAAACUGACAAUAUUUUGCUGAUCAUGCUAGUGUUCCUCAUCUUCUCACAAACUUUCUGGUGUGCUGGUGCUCACUGUCAGCAGCAAAUUUUAUAAGCACAAGGUGAUAUCACACUCAAAUCCUAUUUCUGUACAUAUACCAAUUAUCUGUUAAUGUUGCCAUGGUUGCAGAUGGUUGCAGGCUGUUGCAGAGUUUGUCACUGCCAUAUGCAAAAGGCAGUUUGCAAAGGUCAAGCAAAGAACCAAAUUAUAGCAGUCUGCCCUGUGGGCAAAUAGUUACUUAUUAAUUGGUCACUAUGAAGGGCAAAUGGUAUAGUUUCUUAAGAGCUUUUUUUCCAGCUUCAAAGAAUCUUACCAGCUUUAUUAUUAAUUUUUUUAAAAGCCAUUAAAGUAUCUGUUUCCCCUCCAUAUGUAACGGCACCCGUAGUGAGACAUCAACCAGAAGGUUUUAUUUAAAAUAAGAGGAAGAGGAGAAAGGAUUUAAGGAUCAACAAACUGCCUUCAAUGUGUCCCCUUCUUUAAGUACUGAUUAAUAGUAAGUGACCAUUCACAAUCUGUUAAACAUUGCUUUUCUAAGGUUGUAUUGUAGCAAAAUAGUUUUCAGUGAGCCAACAUACACAGCUGUCAGCAUUAUGAGAUCUUUUGUUUGUUUCAUUUGUGCACAUGUCAAUCCAAAUAUUUUACCCGAAAUAGCUGGUCCUUUUUCGGAACUAUUUGUAUAGUGAUUUGUAUAUUUUCUUAAAGCUCCUGAUGAAAUAGAUAUAUUUUCUAUUUAUUUAUUGCAAAAGGCACAAAGAAGAUUAAAGCUGGAGACAGAAAUGCUGUUAUGGGUUGUUGUUUUUACAAUGUGACAAGAUUGUAGAAAUGUUCAGCUAAUCUGCUUUGCACUUGAAAAUUUCUAAGGGCUGCAGCCUGUUUCUAUGAGGACAAAAACUCCUGGAACGUUAUUUCCAAGAGUUUUUGCUUACAACUUAAUUAACAUUUAGUUGUUUGGAAUACAUCACAUUUAUUGGAAUAAAUUUUCAAUGGAA